AUGUUCCAAAAAUUGAUCGUAGCAUCCUUCGUGGUCGCCUUGGUAGUGGCAAUCCCUCAGAGACCGCAGGCCCGCGGCAACUUUGGCGGCGGUGGCGACGAAGCCGGAGCGGAAAUCGUCAACCAAGACACGGUCAUCAACGCGGACGGAUCGUACACGUACAACUACGAGACGAGCAACGGUAUCAGCGCGUCGCAGGUUAGCAACGAUGGCACGAACGCGAACGGUAACUUCGCCUACACGGCUCCGGAUGGCGAGCGCAUCGAGGUCGUGUACGUCGCCGAUGAGAACGGCUUCCAGCCACAGGGUGCCCAUCUGCCGACGGAGCCUCCGGCGCCCGAGCACGUGAUCCGGAUGUUGGAAGAGAUGCGCGCCAACCCGCCAGAGGGCGCCGACCUCGAGUCGCUGGACGCCACCCUGAACCGACUCCGUGCCACCCUGGGCUAA
Messenger RNA from Anopheles coustani, 447 nucleotides. RefSeq names its product pupal cuticle protein Edg-78E-like. The transcript is spliced from 2 exons. NCBI's taxonomy places the organism in Eukaryota, Metazoa, Arthropoda, Insecta, Diptera, Culicidae. Gene Ontology annotation, cellular component: chitin-based extracellular matrix. Gene Ontology annotation, molecular function: structural constituent of chitin-based larval cuticle. The coding region runs from base 1 to 447 and encodes 148 amino acids. The record is from RefSeq and is a predicted model, not a curated record.